AUGGAGGCUGUAACAAGAUGGCUGUGUAGCUUCUAUGCAGACAAAGUGAAGAUUCAACACCAUAGCCGAACAGUAACUUGUGGAGAGAAAGUACUACUUUGUAGUAUCGCGUUAACCGACUCUAAUUCAAAGUUUACAGAUUAUCACGAGAAUAAAAUCACUGUUUUAUACUGCGAUAGAAAUGCGGUAGCAGUAGGAGGCUGUAAAUUUGAUAUUAAGAAAGUAAAUUCUCGACAACUCAACGUUUUCUGCUAUGCUCGUCGGGCUGGGAAAGCAAGGGUGAAUGUGGAUCUGGGGAAAUGGUAUCAAGUCGAAG
Messenger RNA from Paramuricea clavata, 316 nucleotides. NCBI's taxonomy places the organism in Eukaryota, Metazoa, Cnidaria, Anthozoa, Malacalcyonacea, Plexauridae. The record is from the annotation of a GenBank genome assembly.